Molecule: messenger RNA, 318 nt
Organism: Aspergillus thermomutatus
Lineage: Eukaryota; Fungi; Ascomycota; Eurotiomycetes; Eurotiales; Aspergillaceae
Exons: 2
Coding region: 1-318 (105 amino acids)
Source: RefSeq, a predicted model, not a curated record
AUGGACGCAAAGACAAAAAUCAUCAUCAAGGCAGUCGUUAUCCCACUCGCGUUCCUCAUCCUUAUCCUCACUAUAAUCGCACUUUUCAUUCUCAAAUGUCGGAUGGAUCGCAAGAAAGAUGAACGGGAGAACCUUAACUACUCAUUCGCGCCUUACGAGCAAUGGCAGACUCCUCAACAGCCCCAUAAUCAGCAAUGGCAGGCUGCCCAGCAGUCCCACAAUCAAUGGCCUAUGAACCAAUACUCGAUGGCGACGGCACAAAUGGAAAAACCGGUGAGUGACCUUUGGGAGCUGUACGACGGUCUGAUCAAGGUCUAA